Molecule: messenger RNA, 1728 nt
Organism: Malassezia sympodialis ATCC 42132
Lineage: Eukaryota; Fungi; Basidiomycota; Malasseziomycetes; Malasseziales; Malasseziaceae
Gene: DBF4
Exons: 2
Coding region: 1-1728 (575 amino acids)
Biological process (GO): positive regulation of nuclear cell cycle DNA replication; regulation of cell cycle phase transition
Cellular component (GO): Dbf4-dependent protein kinase complex
Molecular function (GO): zinc ion binding; protein serine/threonine kinase activator activity; nucleic acid binding
Source: RefSeq, a predicted model, not a curated record
AUGUCGCUGGGUUCGCAGCGGCAGAUUCCGCAGGCAAGUGCUUCACAUGCUCUGCUGGGAGAAAAACAGAACCAGCUGCAGCGCGGCGAGGCCGGUGUACUGGGCACGCCACCCCGAAAACGUGCUGUACCGCUAGAUGGCGUACACGCCCGCAAUGUGCCAGAAUCAACUAGUAGUAAGCGUAUGCGCACGCAGCGCUCUGCACUUGACCCUGGGAUGCGGCGUGCAACUGGUGGGGCUAUGACAGCGCGGCCCACAACGACGCGCAUCGAUAAGACGACGCGUGUUAGUCAGGAGGAGCAGUACCACCGUGCCCAGCAGAAGGCACAAGCACAGCGCGAAUGGAAGGCAGCCUUCGGGCGCGCUUUUCCGAAAUUUGUAUUCUAUCUGGAUGAGAUGGAUGAGGGGCUUAAAAAGACGCUUUCUAGUCAGAUCGGACAGUUAGGCGCGCGUGUGGACGAGUUCUUUUCGCGUGGUGUGACGCAUGUUGUGUCGACGCGCUCAAUUCCACCAUGUCAAGACGAGAAGGAGCGGGUGGUGAAGGAGCCGCAACGUAGUCAGCCCGAUCCGAUCACGCCACCUCGGAUCCUCCGCCCGACGGCACCGCCGAGUGCUCCUGUACACUCGGACCGCAAUCCCUUGGAUGAGCUGGCGCAGCCGCUGCCAGUAAGCGACCUGCUAUAUAAGGCCCAGCGCUUUGGCAUGAAGAUCUGGCGUCUAGAAAAACUGCAAAACAUUCUCCAGCUACUCCUCGCCGAUGAUGGUCAAGUGGCCGUGGGCCCGGAACGGCAAGGGCUUUCAGAGAUGCUGCUUCAGGAAAAGCUGCAUGGCACUACAGAGCGUGAUCCUCACGCGUUGCGCAGCGAUGUACACUAUUUCAGCAAGCACAGUUACUACUUGCUAGUGACAGAUGCCACAGGGGAGCAUCGACCCGUGAUGAUUGCUGAGUAUGAUCGCAGUGCGCCGUCAGAGACCCACGGCAAGCCAGCACCCUGGCCUGUGCUGCAUGGCGACGUGGAAGGCCGCGGCUUGUUUGUGUGGGUGGAUCCCAAGGAGCGUCGACGGCUCUCCCAGCAAGCCCCAAUCGCUGCGUCGACGCACCGCUCGCUGCGACGCGCGGCCUCGCUCAAUCUGGCAGGUGCACUGCGCGGCCCUGUCGCGGCCCCGGUGGGCCCACCCACACCCACACUGAUGGCCUCGGACAACAGCCUCGUUCUCGCCUCUACCGUGGCAUCUACGACGUCGACGCAAGUAACGUCACAGCAUGCGGGGGCGCUCGGCCCCCACCCCGACAAGCGCCUGCUUGAUCUACACUGGCGCCUACAUACCCCUGUCGAUGCAGCUACGCGCCCGGCUGAGGCCAUGCCCGGCUCGGUGGUGCAGCACAUGCUGCACCUGGCCGAGGGUGGCGCUGAAGUGCCUCUGCGGCGUUCGCGGAGCACCGGCAGUGUGGCGCGCGGGGCGCCUGCAGUGGCGCGUGUACGCGAGAAGCGGCCAGGGCACUGCGAGAACUGCCGUUGUCGUUACGAUGACUUUGACGAGCACACUCGCAGCCGGCGUCACCGCAAGUUUGCUCUAGAUGAAAGCAACUUUGUGGCGAUCGAUGAGCUGCUCCAGCGUGUGCAGCGCGAGCCACUGUAUGCACCGUCCCACUGGGACGACUAUACAGAGACGCCAGCCGCUGACAGCGCUCCCGACAGUGCAGCUUCAUACCCCACACAGUCAUAG